UCUUAUUCGUUAAGUACCAGUUAUUAUGAACGAUCGAUGAUCGGUGUAGCGACUGAAACAGACUCCUGGAGCGAUCAUGGGAUGCGACGUGGCCGCGACCCGUCACCUCCCAAUUUCCUGGCCGUCUGGCCACCAGCUCAUCUUCUCGCCAUGCCCGGAACUAAUCCGGCUGCUGAGUCAUCCAGCGGGAUUUAUCUUGGCCACUUGUCACGCCAUUUCAAGCUUCGCCUUGCUAUAAGGCCACACCGCAGACGACACGCACGCCUCAGUAAGACGACGACGAGGGCGAUGGAGAAGCCAGCUGGCAGCUUCGGCGGGAGCUCGUCGGAGGACGCGGGGACGCCCUUGCUGCUGCCGGUGCAUCGCGACGACGACGCCACGACCACGGCGUCGUCGCGCUUGAGGGCUCUGCUCGCGCACAAGUACCCCGCGAUCGCGUCGGGGCCCGUGGCGUGCGCGGCCAUAUGCGCGCUCGUGGACCUCGGCGGCGCGCACGGCGCGGCGCCGCGGAACAUGCUGGGCGUGCUGGCGUGGGUGUUCCUGUGGUGGGCGACGGACGCCGUGCCCCUCGCCGUGGCGUCCAUGGCGCCGCUCUUCCUGUUCCCGGCCUUCGGCAUCUCCUCCGCCGACGCCGUCGCCAAGGCGUACAUGGACGACGUCAUCGCCCUCGUCCUCGGCAGCUUCAUCCUCGCCCUCGCCAUCGAGCGCUACCACAUCCACCGCCGCCUCGCUCUCAACAUCACGCUGCGGUUCUGCGGGGACCCGGUGCGGCCGUCGCUGCUGCUGCUGGGGAUCACCGGCACGACGGCGUUCGUCAGCAUGUGGAUCCACAACACGGCGUGCACGGUGAUGAUGAUGCCCGUGGCGACGGGGAUCCUGCAGCGGUUCCCGCGGGGCGGCGCCGGCCAGGGGGAGGAGGAGGACGAGGUGCGGCGCUUCUCCAAGGCGGUGGUGCUGGGCGUGGUGUACGCGUCGGCAGUGGGCGGGAUGGCCACGCUAACGGGCACCGGAGUGAACAUCAUCCUGGUGGGGAUGUGGUCGGCCUACUUCCCGGAGGAGCCCAUCACCUUCAGCUCGUGGAUGAGCUUCGGCCUCCCGAUGGCGCUGGUCAUGUUCUUGGCGCUCUGGGUCACUCUCUGCUUCAUGUACUGCUCCAACAACACCGGAAAGGCGCUCUCUUCCUACCUUGACGGAAGCCACCUCAGAAGGGAGCUCAGCUUGUUAGGUCCAAUGGCUUUCGCGGAGAAGAUGGUCUUGGCUGUGUUUGGGGGUCUAAUUGUGCUAUGGAUGACUAGGAACCUAACAGACGACAUUCCUGGGUGGGGAGUUCUCUUCCACGAUCAAGUUGGGGAUGGAACAGUCACGAUCAUGAUGGCCACGUUGCUGUUCAUAAUCCCGAGCGGGAAGAAGGAGGGCGAGAAGCUCAUGGACUGGAACAAGUGCAGGAAGCUCCAGUGGAACAUCGUGCUCCUCCUCGGCGCGGGCUUCGCCAUCGCCGACGGCUUCAGGACCAGCGGCCUGACCGGCAUCCUCUCGGACGGCCUCAGGUUCCUCGAGGGCGCGCCGACGCUGGUGAUCGUGCCCGUGGCCUGCGUCUUCAGCGGGGUCAUCACCGAGUUCAUGUCCGACGACUCCACCACCACGCUGGUGCUGCCCCUGUUCGCUGAGCUGGCCAGGUCCGUCGAGGUGCACCCGGCGCUGCUUAUGAUCUCCGGCGCGGUCGGGGCCCAGCUGUCGUACUUGUUUCCCACCGGGUCGCCGUCGAAUGUUGUCGGCUUCAGCACCGACCACAUCACCAUCAAGGAUCUGGUGGCCACUGGGCUGCCCCUCAAGGUCGUCGGAGUUGCAGCUCUGACGGUCUUGCUACCAACACUAGGAUCAGUGAUUUUUGGCAUGGACAACAAGUCCUAGCUAGGGACAUGGAUCAUGGAUGCAAGUUGUGGAACCUUUCAACCUUGGUCUGUCAGGAUACUGAGGUUGAACAGCAGUUUCAGCAUGUCAUGCCUCAUGACUGCACCUUGCUGCGGGUUCGGGAUAUGGUUUGUAUAGGAUUAAGCAAGCGGUUUUGUACAAUGUGCCUGUAUAAAUACUUAUAUGUAUUCUAAAUAUGCCCAAUGUGAUCAUAUUUUUGUA
Molecule: messenger RNA, 2133 nt
Organism: Triticum aestivum (bread wheat)
Lineage: Eukaryota; Viridiplantae; Streptophyta; Magnoliopsida; Poales; Poaceae
Product: tonoplast dicarboxylate transporter
Exons: 6
Coding region: 37-1911 (624 amino acids)
Biological process (GO): transmembrane transport
Cellular component (GO): plasma membrane
Molecular function (GO): transmembrane transporter activity
Source: RefSeq, a predicted model, not a curated record